AUGGCUGACCAUCUGGUGGACCAUCUUCAAUGUCCCACCUGUCUGGACAUCUUCAAAGAUCCUGUCAUUCUUCCAUGCAGUCACAGCUUCUGCCGUGCCUGUCUGCAGCAUUGGAAGGACAAAGGAGAAAGAUCGUGUCCAAUUUGUAGGACAGAGUUUAGAUCGCUGGAUCCCCCUGUAAACUUGGCAUUGAAGAAUUUGUGUGAGAACCUUUCACGAGCCUCAGUCAAGUCCGAAGACAUCUGCAGCUUGCAUGAGGAGAAAUUUCAACUCUUCUGUUUGGACCACCAGGAGCUUGUGUGUCUCGUUUGCAGAGAUGCCGAAAUCCACAUUGGUCAUACGUUCCGGCCCCUCAAAGAAGUUGUGAAAGCUCAUCAUGAGGAACUCCAGAAAGGCCUGCAGAAGGCCAGGGAAAGACUCCAAGAUUACAACGACUGUCAAGAGAACUGCAUUGAACAGGCAGAGUACAUCAAAGUCCAGAGGGAGGAUGUUGAAUGUAUGAUUAAAAAGGAUUUUGAGGAGCUCCGUCGUUUCCUCGAUGUCGAGGAGGAGGCUCGGUUGGCUGCGGUCAGGGAGGAAGAGCAAAAGAAGAGUAAGAUGAUGAAGGAGAAGAUUGUGGUUCUUGGCCAACAAAUGACCGUUCUCUCAGAUGUCAUCAGGAGCACUGAGGAGCAGCUGGCGUCUGGUAAUGUUUCUUUCAUGAUGAAAUUCAAGACUGCGAUGAGUAGAAUCCAGGAGCUGCCUGAAAAGCCGCAGCUGCUGCCAGGAGGUCUGCUGGACGAAGCCAAACACGUGGGCAACCUCAAAUUUAAGGUGUGGGACCAGAUGAAGGAGACACUCGCCUACAGUCCCGUCAUUCUGGACCCCAACACGGCCAAUCCAAGAAUCGGUCUGUCUGAAGAUCUGACCAGUCUUAGAUGGGUAGACGUACAGCAGGAGCUUCCAAAGAAUCCACAGAGGUUCCAGACGUCUUUGUGUGUGCUGGUUGGUGCUUUGGACUCGAGACACGUGUGGGACGUUGAGGUGGGAGACAACAAUAACUGGUCAGUGGGGAUCCUUGAUGGAGACCCUUGUUUGCCAGAUGAAAUGUCUGGUUGGUUUAUUGGAUUUUGUGAUGGUAAAUACAAAAAGCCCGGUGGCAAAUAUGGAGAAUGGAAUCCGCCGGUCAAAGUGCAGAGGAUCCGAGUUGAAGUGGACAUGAAUGAGAGGUCAUUGUCCUUCUCUGAAACACUGACAAGCACCGAAUUGUGGAACACUAAGAAGUCUUCCAAUUGGCCAGACUUGUCAGGGUCUACGCCGUCGCUACUCCAUCACCGCAACGUGAAAGCCAUGAAGGCAGAAGAACCUUUGUUUUUGAGAAUAAAGUUUUUGUCUGAACUCCGCAGCCGAGUCCGCCACGUCAUUUCGGCUUGA
Corythoichthys intestinalis (scribbled pipefish) is the source of this 1413-nucleotide messenger RNA. RefSeq names its product E3 ubiquitin-protein ligase TRIM39-like. Gene Ontology annotation, cellular component: cytoplasm. Lineage: Eukaryota; Metazoa; Chordata; Actinopteri; Syngnathiformes; Syngnathidae. Gene Ontology annotation, molecular function: zinc ion binding; ubiquitin protein ligase activity. The coding region runs from base 1 to 1413 and encodes 470 amino acids. The transcript has 2 exons. The record is from RefSeq and is a predicted model, not a curated record. Gene Ontology annotation, biological process: protein ubiquitination.